UUUUCGAGGGGAGGAGAAGGGCAACGACCACGGACGGCGAGGCAGAUAGACGGCUGUAGUGUGAUAGUGAGGUGGGAUUUAAGUGGUGGCCGUAAGUGUAGGAAGGAAUUUUGGAGCUCUAGCUUCGAACCUUGAAUGAGGCUUGAAAAUUGGUGAUCGUACAUCUUCUUUGAACGAGAAGAAGAAAGCAGCAAAGAAAAGAUCAAGCAAGAUGCCUCGCACACUCAAAGUAGCAGCUGCACAAAUGGGCCCUAUACACCUCACCUCCAAACGCCCAGAAACCCUCUCCCGCAUGCUCGCUCUCCUAAGAACAGCAUCCAAACUUGGUGCCCAACUCGUACUCUUCCCCGAAACGGCAUUUACGACAUUCUUCCCUCGUCACCUUAUCAAUUCUCAAGAAGAACUCGAUUCUUACUUCGAGCACGAAGACAACGUCCCCGAAUCCGCGAACACAAAACCGCUCUUCGACGAAGCGAAAACUCUAGGGAUCGAUAUCUCAAUCGGAUUCGCGGAACGAACUGCUGAUGGAAAGGGGUAUAAUACUAGUAUUUAUUUCUCGGCAAAGAAAGGAGAAGUAAUUGCCAAAUACAGAAAGGUCCAUUUACCAGGCACGAAAGAACCAUUCGCAAACCCUGACGCCGUCAACCAGCUUGAAAAACGGUAUUUCGAGCCAGGAAAUCUAGGGUUCAAAGCUUUUCGAACCCCGGACUUGAUUCCGGGAGCUGCAAAAAAAGAGAGUGGAAUUAAAGAGCAUGGAAAGGGAGAUCCGAUUAUGGGAAUGAUGAUCUGCAACGACCGUCGCUGGGCUGAAGGCUGGCGCUGCUACGGACUUCAAGGAGUCGAGAUCGUGCUGUGUGGGUAUAACACUGCAGGCUUUGCUCCUGAUCUCUGGGGAACUCGGAAACCGAUGAUUCCAGAAGAAGCCGAGAAGGACGCAGUGUUCCAUCACAAGCUGGUGAUGCAAGGGAACUCGUAUAUGAAUAGUUGUUUCUCGAUCAGUGCGGCAAAGGCGGGGUUGGAGGAUGCGAAGUACGAUUUAAUUGGGGGAAGCUGUAUUACGAGUCCAGAGGGACAUGUGUUGGCGGAAGCGAAGACGAAGGACGAUGAGGUUGUGUUUGCAGAGAUUGAUUUAGAGGAUUGUAGGCAGGGGAAGGAGAAGACUUUUGAUUUUGAUAGACAUAGGAGGGUGGAUCAGUAUGGACCGAUUACUAUCCAGACUGGAGUUGUGGAGCCUGAGCUAUUGUAGAGAAAUAGUGCAUAGAUAAUAAAAAAUGAAUGGAAACUGAGAUG
Messenger RNA from Mollisia scopiformis, 1290 nucleotides. Its product is annotated as N-carbamoyl-D-amino acid hydrolase. Bases 212 to 1246 code for a protein of 344 amino acids. The transcript has a single exon. Gene Ontology annotation, molecular function: hydrolase activity, acting on carbon-nitrogen (but not peptide) bonds, in linear amides. The record is from RefSeq and is a predicted model, not a curated record. Lineage: Eukaryota; Fungi; Ascomycota; Leotiomycetes; Helotiales; Mollisiaceae.